AUCUGGUGCAAUCGCAUUGUCGAAUACCUCAAGUUUUUCAAGUUAUUGCUGAUUUCUGACUCGACUAGACACUUAGAAGAUGGAGGUUUUGUUUUCAAGGCUUGCGAAAUUUGGUGUUGGUCUCGCUGUAGCUGGAAGCGUUGUGAACUCGGCUCUUUAUAAUGUUGAUGCUGGAUGCAGAGCAGUUAUAUUUGAUAGAUUUUCGGGUGUGAAAGAGACUGUGACAGGAGAGGGAACACACUUUCUUAUUCCAGUCAUUCAAAAACCUAUUAUUUUUGAUAUAAAAGCCAGACCAAGAAAUAUACCGGUGGUGACAGGUUCAAAAGAUUUACAAAAUGUCAAUAUCACAUUGCGUAUUUUAUUUCGUCCAAAGCCAUCAAUGUUGCCGAAUAUAUUCACAACCGUCGGUGAAGAUUAUGACGAAAGAAUUUUACCUUCAAUCACAAAUGAAGUUUUAAAGGCAGUAGUUGCUAGAUUUGAUGCCAGCGAGCUUAUUACGCAGAGAGAAAUCGUUUCACGACAGGUCAGUGAAGAUCUCGCUGAGAGGGCUGAUGCAUUCGGUAUGAUUCUUGAUGAUGUAUCACUGACACAUUUAACCUUUGGAAGAGAAUUUACACACGCUGUCGAAGCAAAACAAGUCGCCCAGCAAGAAGCAGAACGAGCUAGAUUUGUUGUGGAAAAGGCUGAGCAACAGAAAAUGGCUGCUGUUACAACGGCAGAAGGAGAUGCCAAAGCUGCUCAACUUAUCGCCAAAGCAAUUGCGGAAGCCGGUGAAGGUCUGAUUGAACUUCGUAAACUGGAAGCAGCAGAAGAAAUUGCCCAAGUAAUUUCACAUUCAAAGAACAUUUCAUACCUUCCAUCCAAUCAACAAGUACUACUGGCGCUCCCUGCUCAACAGUAAUCAUGAUUGACUAGUGACUAAAUAUCACUUCACGUGGUGGAACAAUUGUAAAUUAAGACUAGCAAUUAAUUUUUGUGCUUUUCAAGUUGAAUGCGAGUGAUAAUUGUUCUUAUGGUCUCUGCGCUUUCUGGUAUCUCGUCCUCUACAGUAUAGUGGUUGAUAAGUGUUCCUGGAAACAUGAAGUAAACAACAAAACAGCCUUGAUCACUUUGCUCUCAUUUGGACCAUUAAAAUACAGUUUUGAUUAUAAACCUUG
Molecule: messenger RNA, 1157 nt
Organism: Styela clava
Lineage: Eukaryota; Metazoa; Chordata; Ascidiacea; Stolidobranchia; Styelidae
Product: prohibitin 1-like
Biological process (GO): mitochondrion organization
Cellular component (GO): membrane; mitochondrion
Source: RefSeq, a predicted model, not a curated record